UGAUUUCCGUUUCCUUCGCGUCGUCGGUUGGUGCGCGUGCGUCUGACGUUCACCGGAGGCACGGCACCGACUAGCCGGCUCCGUCGCGCGGCAGCAGCCGAUCCAGUCCCUCGCGCUCUUGCAGCUUCGUUUUCGCCCAGUCGCCUUCCCCGACGUGGUCUCCUCCGACCCAUACGACCUUCCCCGACGUGGUCUCCUCCGACCCACAGUCUCACACCCACAGAACCCAAUUCCCUCGCGCUACCUCCUCCCUCCCACGCACUCGCAUCACACAUCCCACCACCCCCACCCCACCCCACCCCACCCCACCCCCGUAUGCGAUUAUUCGCACCCAGACGCCACCUCCGCCGCCGCCUCCACCACCUCCGCCAUGGGCGACUCCUCGGUGGCCGGCGCGCUCGUGCCGUCCGUGCCCAAGCCGGAAGCCGCGCCGUCCGCUGACGCCUCCACGGCCGCCGCCGCUGCCACGGCAGCGCUGGCGCUGGCGGAGGAGGCGGGGACCCGCGCUGCGGUGUCGCCGGCGGCGGACGGGGAGGGGCCCGCGGACAGGGACCUCCUCUGUCCGAUCUGCAUGGCAGUCAUCAAGGACGCCUUCCUCACCGGCUGCGGCCACAGCUUCUGCUACAUGUGCAUCGUCACGCACCUCAGCCACAAGAGCGACUGCCCCUGCUGCGGACACUACCUCACCAAGGGCCAGCUCUACCCUAAUUUCCUCCUCGACAAGGUUCUGAAGAAAAUAUCGGCCCGCCAACUUGCAAAAACAGCAUCACCAAUUGAUCAAUUUCGAUAUGCAUUGGAACAGGGAAACAAUAUGGGGGUUAAAGAGCUAGAUAGCCUUAUGACUUUAAUUGCUGAGAGGAAGCGGCAAAUGGAACAACAAGAGUCAGAGACAAAUAUGCAAAUAUUGCUAGUCUUCUUGCACUGCCUUAGAAAGCAAAACUUGGAAGAGCUGAAUGAGAUUCAAACUGACCUACAGUACAUCAAAGAAGAUAUAAGCGCUGUGGAGAGACAUAGGUUAGAAUUAUAUCGGACAAAAGAAAGGUACUCCAUGAAGCUGCGCAUGCUUUUGGAUAAUCCGGCUGCACCAAAGAUGUGGCCCUCUCCUAUGGACAAAGCUAACAGUCUCUUUCUCCCCAACUCACGGGCACCACUUAGUGCGUCAUGUCCAGGAAGUUUACAGAAUAAGAAGCUUGAUUUGAAAGCUCAUGUUAGCCAUCAAGGAUUUCAAAGGACAGAUGCUCUCAUUUGUUCAGACCCUCCUAGUUCCCAUAUACAAUCGGGUAAUGUCAUUGCUCGGAAGAGGCGAGUUCAAGCACAGUUUAACGAACUUCAAGAAUACUAUCUGCAAAGACGGAGGACUGGAGCACAGUCACACAGGCAAGAAGAAAGAGACACAAUUACAAUUAACAGAGAAGGUUAUCAUGCAGGUCUUGAUGAUUUCCAGUCUGUGCUAACAACAUUCACUCGCUAUAGUCGUUUGCAUGAGAUUGCUGAACUAAGACAUGGAGACCUGUUUCAUUCCGCUAAUAUUGUAUCAAGUAUCGAAUUUGAUCGUGAUGAUGAGCUAUUUGCUACUGCUGGAGUCUCGAAGCGCAUCAAAGUCUUCGAAUUUUCUAGUGUUGUUAACAAGCCGUCAGAUAUGCAUUGCCCGGUUGUUGAAAUGGCUACUAGAUCUAAACUCAGCUGCCUCAGCUGGAACAAGUACUCGAAAAAUGUUAUAGCGAGCAGUGAUUAUGAGGGUAUAGUAACUGUUUGGGACGUCCAGACCCGCCAGAGUGUGAUGGAAUAUGAAGAGCAUGAGAAAAGAGCAUGGAGUGUUGAUUUUUCUCGUACAGAGCCUUCAAUGCUAGUAUCUGGGAGUGAUGAUUGCAAGGUCAAAGUGUGGUGCACAAAACAAGAAGCUAGUGUGAUCAAUAUUGAUAUGAAAGCAAAUAUUUGCUCAGUUAAAUAUAAUCCUGGAUCAAGCCGCUAUGUUGCAGUCGGGUCUGCUGAUCACAAUAUUCAUUAUUUUGAUUUACGUAAUCCAAGUGCACCUGUCCAUAUUUUUGGUGGGCACAAGAAAACAGUAUCAUAUGUGAAAUUCUUAUCUAACAAUGAGCUUGCAUCUGCAUCAACGGAUAGCACAUUACGGUUAUGGGAUGUCAAGGAUAAUUGCCCGGUCCGGACAUUCAGAGGGCACAAGAAUGAGAAGAACUUCGUUGGGCUUUCUGUGAAUAAUGAGUAUAUUGCUUGUGGAAGUGAAACAAAUCAGGUUUUUGCUUAUCACAAGGCUAUCUCGAAACCUGCAGCAAACCAUAGAUUUUUAUCCUCUGUCCUGGAUGAUACCGAUGAUGAUCCUGGUUCUUAUUUCAUUAGCGCUGUCUGCUGGAAGAGUGAUAGCCCUACCAUGUUAGCUGCUAACAGUCAGGGAACCAUUAAAGUUCUUGUACUUGCUCCUUGAUGUUAUCAAGGGUGGUCAUGAGAUUUACAACCAGCUUGUAUAUCUUACUGUCCAAAUGUUUCUUUGGUGCCAUUAUAUUCCCAAUGUGGGAAUGGAGACAUUAUUGAUCUCCAUUUUAGGGCGUGAAGUUUUGAAGAUAAUCAGCUAACGUAGGAAUUUUAGGUCUCAGAAUGUGCAUAAUCAUGUUUAUGUUGUAUAGGUAUGAAAGCAGCCGUGCAGGUGUAACAUGAGAAAUACACCUUAAAUAAAACUUCAGCUUGUUUCUACA
Phragmites australis (common reed) is the source of this 2708-nucleotide messenger RNA. Its product is annotated as E3 ubiquitin-protein ligase COP1-like. Gene Ontology annotation, molecular function: protein binding; ubiquitin protein ligase activity. Bases 371 to 2440 code for a protein of 689 amino acids. Gene Ontology annotation, biological process: proteasome-mediated ubiquitin-dependent protein catabolic process. The transcript is spliced from 13 exons. NCBI's taxonomy places the organism in Eukaryota, Viridiplantae, Streptophyta, Magnoliopsida, Poales, Poaceae. The record is from RefSeq and is a predicted model, not a curated record.